CACACUCUUAAAAUGCUUUCUCGCAAACCAGUUUCUUCUUCUUUUCCUUUACCACCUACGCCUCCUCCUACGCCUCCCAAACUUGGAACCAAGCAAAACGACGGCGAUGACAAAACCGAUAAUUUUGUUGAGGUGUGGCGGCUCACUGGGCAAAGGAAGCUCCGGCACCUUCCUCCUUCUCCCUUAGACAAUCCAGGUUUUUCUCUUCGAAGGAAGACAGUGGAUCAUGAUGGAAUGAUAAAUACAAAACAUUCAUACAAUUUGGAUAGAUCCUCUUUAGAUCCUUCUGUUGCUAAAGCAAAAUAUAAUAUGAGAGUGCAUAUUCCAGCCGCAAAAAUCUUGAUAGGCAAUAGUUCAUGUAAAACCCUCAGACCCAAAAAAGUCUCUCAUGAUGAUGACUGUGAAAGUAUUUCCAACUUGAGCUUGCAUGUUGCUGCCAGUGCCAAGAGUGCGACCACAAGUGCAGUUACCAGUCCUUUUACUAGUCCACAUAGAUCAAGCAAUGCAGAUUUCUUUGAUCCUAUCAUCAAUUUUCCUCUAGAAGUUAAUGACAAUAUGAAAAUGUUACCAGCUAAAAUCGUUCGUAGUCCAGACCAUUCUCCUAUUCAUUGCCCAAUGAGCCUCAGUUGUUACCUCAAUCCUAAAAUUAAAGAGGGAUCUCGGCACCAUAAAUUUUUGUCUAGGGUGUGGCCUGAAAAUAACCAUGUUGAUGCUCAUCCGUUACCCUCUCCUCCUAGAGCUUCAGCAUCAGCACAAUUAUCUAUCAUGCAUCAAUCAAGUACCAUGCAUCACACUACAGAAAAUCUGCCUUCAACAAAAGGUCAAUGGCAGAAAGGAAAACUUAUAGGACGCGGCGCCUUUGGAAGUGUAUAUCAUGCUACCAACCUAGAGACUGGAGCCUCAUGUGCAAUGAAGGAGGUGGAUCUAAUUCCUGAUGAUCCUAAGUCUGCUGAGUGCAUAAAGCAACUAGAGCAGGAAAUCAGAAUUCUGCGUCAACUACACCACCCCAAUAUUGUGCAGUAUUAUGGAAGUGAACUAGUUGGAGAUCAUAUUUAUAUAUAUAUGGAGUAUGUCCAUCCUGGAUCAAUUAAUAAAUUUAUGCGUGAACAUUAUGGAGCUUUGACAGAAUCUGUGAUUCGCAAUUUUACAAGGCAUAUUCUCUCUGGAUUGGCUUACUUGCAUAGUACCAAGACUAUCCACAGAGAUAUCAAAGGUGCAAACUUGCUGGUUAACGAAUCAGGCAUUGUCAAGCUUGCAGAUUUUGGGGUGGCAAAAAUUCUGACAGGGAAUUCAUAUGACCUUUCUUUGAAGGGUAGUCCGUACUGGAUGGCUCCAGAGGUCAUGAAAGCUGCCGUAAAGAAUGAAUCCAAUCCUGACAUUGUCACGGCCGUUGAUAUAUGGAGCUUAGGGUGCACCAUCAUUGAAAUGUUGACAGGCAAACCUCCUUGGAGUGAAUUUGAAGGGCCUUCAGCAAUGUUCAAGGUACUGCACCAGUCCCCGCCUCUACCUGAAAUUUUAUCUUCAGUGGGAAAGGAUUUCCUCCAACAAUGUUUACAAAGGGACCCUGCAGAUCGACCAUCUGCAGCAAUGCUUCUUAAGCAUCCCUUUGUACAGAAUUUGCAUGAUCAACAUGUUCUAGUUCAACCACACUUGUAUCCUAGAGGAAGCAUAGGACAAGGAGACAAUUCACCUAGUCCCGGAGACAUUACCAAAAAUAGACAUGACAUAAUGCCAGCCUCCAUAAGCGCACGGAUUUUUAACAAAAUUCAGAAAUUAAUGGGUGAUACUUCCCAAUAAUCUAAUGCUGAGGAAUCUAAUCAUAUAAUACCGAUUCGUCAGUCUCAUGUUCCAGAAGUUAACAUUCUUCAAUCCUCCUUGAAACCCCUCAAUGUCACGAGAAUGAUGAAGCAUGUCACUAGCUGAGGUUUCGCUUAAAAUUUAGAAGGAUGCAGUUGGAAAGGGGCUAGAGAAUGAAUUUUGCAAACCUUUCAUGGAGAAUCAACAUAUCAGGGAUUUCAACUCUGGUCU
Messenger RNA from Gastrolobium bilobum, 2028 nucleotides. Its product is annotated as mitogen-activated protein kinase kinase kinase 5-like. The record is from RefSeq and is a predicted model, not a curated record. Gene Ontology annotation, biological process: protein phosphorylation. NCBI's taxonomy places the organism in Eukaryota, Viridiplantae, Streptophyta, Magnoliopsida, Fabales, Fabaceae. Bases 13 to 1797 code for a protein of 594 amino acids. Gene Ontology annotation, molecular function: protein kinase activity; ATP binding. The transcript is spliced from 12 exons.